Messenger RNA from Benincasa hispida (wax gourd), 1646 nucleotides. It is a transcript of the gene LGT8, whose product is annotated as glucosyl transferase family 8. Gene Ontology annotation, cellular component: Golgi apparatus. Gene Ontology annotation, molecular function: glycosyltransferase activity. NCBI's taxonomy places the organism in Eukaryota, Viridiplantae, Streptophyta, Magnoliopsida, Cucurbitales, Cucurbitaceae. The record is from RefSeq and is a predicted model, not a curated record.
AAAUUCCAAUUAUAUAAUAUCCCCUUUCUCAUCUCUUCUCUGUCACUCCCACUUCCUCUUCUACCCUCUCUCUCUCCGUCUCUCCCAGAGAGAGAAAGAACAACAACGCGCAUAAUCAAACCGCGUUUGGUAAAGUUAAUAACCCUUCUUCUUCCUUCACUCUUUACAUUCCCAGUCCCAAAUUUUAAUCCGAAAAUGGAAUCUCUGAUUCUUCAUUUCCCCUUCCGAUUACCCAUCUUCGCCUUUUCUCUCCUCCUCCUCUUCCCUUUCUGCUUCGCUAUUCGUACUUUCCGAUACCCACCGGCCGGAUUCGCCGAUUUCUCCCGCUUCUCCGAGGCCCCCGAGUACCGGAAUGGCGCCGAUUGCCCUUCUUCCUCCGCCGGCGAUACGACGUCGUCCUCGUCCUGUGACCCAUCUCUAGUCCACAUCGCAAUGACCUUGGAUUCUGAGUACGUUCGAGGCUCCAUUGCUGCGAUUCACUCUGUCCUCAAACACGCUUCCUGCCCAGAAAACGUGUUCUUCCAUUUCAUCGCCGCCGAGUUCGACCAGGCUACUCCACGAGAACUCAGUAAACUCGUCCGAUCCACUUUCCCCUCUCUUAAUUUCAAGGUCUACAUCUUCAGAGAAGACACUGUAAUCAAUUUGAUUUCCUCUUCCAUUCGCUUAGCGCUAGAAAACCCUUUGAACUACGCUAGAAAUUACUUGGGCGACAUUCUUGAUUCCUGCGUUGACCGAGUCAUUUACCUUGACUCCGACGUGGUCGUCGUCGACGACAUUCACAAGCUCUGGAACAUCAAAUUGACUGGUUUUCGAGUCAUCGGAGCACCCGAAUAUUGCCAUGCCAAUUUCACCAAUUACUUCACCGAGAAAUUCUGGUCCGACCCGGUCCUUUCCCGGGUAUUCGCUUCCAGAACCCCCUGCUACUUCAACACCGGAGUUAUGGUGAUGGAUUUAUCCAAAUGGAGGCUCGGGAAUUACAAGAAGAAGAUCGAGAGCUGGAUGGAGUUGCAGAAACGCACACGGAUUUACGAUCUGGGCUCCCUUCCACCGUUCCUCCUUGUCUUCGCCGGAAAUGUUGAGCCGAUUGACCACCGGUGGAACCAGCACGGCCUCGGCGGCGACAAUGUUAAAGAUAGCUGUAGAACGCUGCAUCCGGGUCCGGUGAGUUUACUCCAUUGGAGUGGAAAGGGGAAGCCAUGGGUCAGAUUAGAUGAUAACAAACCUUGCCUUCUUGAUCAUCUAUGGAAGCCGUAUGAUCUGUACAGAGCAACAGAUUUGGGGUCGCCGGCACCGUCGUCGUAUUCGUCGACAUUGAUUAGUUAUUUAAGCUAUUAGAUAACGAAAAUUAAUUCUUUGGUACAGAGUCACCGAUUCUUUCAUUGAUUAGCGGCGUGUACAGAUAUGGAAGAUGGGGAGGAGAUUGAUCGAUCUUGUUUGAUUGAUCUUAAAAAUUUAUUUGUUUUACAGAAGAUUUGAUUAAUUGAUAUAUUUGAUAAUUUUUGGAUUAUUAGGGAACAAAUUUUUGGUGUUUGUGGGGUUGGAUUCUUUUUGUAAGUAGGGAGACAGGAAUUUGAUUAUUGAGAGUUUUGUUUAUGAAUGUGAAAGGGAAAUGAAUAACAGGCUGGUUAUUCCCCCUCCAAGCAUCU